AACUCCAGGAACAUGAAAAGAUCGGGUGACAGUGAGGGGGAGAAGAGAAGAAAGAGGCGGAGGCUCCUUCAGGAGUUGGGGGAUCAGAAGAUCCCUUUUCUGGGACCUCCAGAUCGGGGCUAUCAGCAACUUUGGGACUCCAGUUAUUCUGGUCUGGUCCUGAGGAAAUCCUGCUCACUGCCUGCUGAGCUCCAUGGCCGUGUGCAGGCAGCUCUGCUCACCCUGAGAAGGAAAGGCUGCCUCCUGAGGGACUUGGUUCGCGUCCGGGACAGAGACGUAUUCACUGCCGUGUCCCGGGCUCUUCUUGGUGAACCAGGCCACACCUAUCGCUAUCUGGACACACGGCUCUUUGCCAUUCCCUGGCACAGUGAGGACACAGACACCAAAGCACAAAACUGUUGUGACCCUGACUUAAGGGGUGCUUGCAAGGCACUGUGGGAGCUUAACACCUUCUUAUGCUCCGAUGUGUCUCAGCUGAAAGAAGGAGACAGACUCACACAGGGUGUAAAGGGGGAGGCGGAGGUCAAACAAGGGGAAGAGGGAGACACAGAGUCUAAACACAGUGAAGACUCCAAGAAUAGUGAAGGAGCAGAAUCGGAGUCCCGGCAAAGUGAGGAGGGGGACACUGAGUCCAAGCACAGUGAGGAGUGGGACAUUGAGUCAAAACACAGUGAAGAAGGUUUUUCUGGGUCAAAACUAGAAGGAGAAUGGGAGACUGAGUCAAAACACAGCAGUGAGGAGGGGGAGUCCUCGCAGGCCAAACCAGGUGUAAUGUGUGUCACAUCAGGGACUGAACACAGUGAAGCAAAGCUCCCUGGAUGGUCUCCCAAAACUGUCAGCAGCACAGAGACUGAACCCCAUGGAGUCCAUGAGAAGCCUGUGACCCAGCUCAAGCACAGUUUGUCAGAUUACCACAUCGAGGACAAGGAGGAGCAGCCAGGUGGGCAGGGCUGUUCCCAUCCCAGUCCUCUGCAGGUUUGCACCGGUCCUGUCAAGUUCAAUGUCACCUUACUCAACUACAUGGACCCGGCUGCUAUGAGCCAGCUCAAAGAGGAGCCGUACUAUGGCAUGGGGAAAAUGGCUGUAGGGUGGCACCACGAUGAGAAUCUCAUCAGCCAUUCACCAGUGGCUGUUUACAGUUACAGCUGCCAUGAUGACAAAGGUGAGGGCAGUGAAGGAGGCAGCAGUGAGAAAGCAUGCUGGAGGAUUGGGCUCAAGGUAGCCUGGGACAUCCACACACCUGGCCUGAUGCUGCCACUGGAGUCUGGAGACUGCUACUACAUGAGAGAUGACCUGAACAGUACUCACCAGCACUGUGUCCUAGCUGGAGAAACUGCUCGCUUCAGCUCCACACACAGAGUGGCUGAGUGUUCCAGAGGGACCCUGACCUACAUCCAGUCUCAGUGCCAAAAGGCCCUGUUGAACCUGCAUGCCGACCCAGAGACGGGCUCUCACAGCCUGCAGGCCGUGGCACCUGAAACGCUACAGCAUUGUGAGGAGAUUCACAAUGAGGUGGAGUUCGAAUGGCUGCGCCAGUACUGGUUUCAGGGCCAGCGUUAUGCCCGCUUCUGCAGCUGGUGGACCGGACCGAUGGAGCAACUGGAGAAGGACUGGAAGCUCAUGGAGACGAUGACGAUGCUCUUCCUGGCUCAAGUGGAGCAGGAGGGCCAAGCAGGGGAGGGAAGAAGAGAGCUGGCAGAAACCCUGCUGGCUGCCUUGACAGACAGACACCAGCAAAGACAGACGUGGAGAGACAGGUGCCACUCCAGUCUGGCCCAGACAUUACCCCCUGAGGAGGCCCCAGUGGACCGACCCUUCUGGGGUGUGGAUGACCCCAGCAUGCCGCUGCCCUUUGAUCUGGCUGACAUCAUCAACAGAGUGGAGUCCCUGCUCUGGAGGAUGUGAAGGAUGGACAGAGGUUGGGAAAGGAAUAACAAAAAAAUACCCCACCAGCUUUAUGAAUGGCCCCGACAUCACCUUUGGGGCAGACCACUGAACAGUCCUCUGUUGCGAUCCAAGAUUGAUUUCUUUUUGAUUGGGGCAUGGAUAUCCACCCACCUCACCACCAACCCAGACCAUCUCAGCCCACUGCACCUUGGAGCUGGCAGGAAGGAAACCAGAGCACCACAAUAGUAUCACAAUAGUGCUUCAGUAACAUCGCUAACAACGCUAGCAACGCUUAGCAGCAAGCUACUAGUGUCACAACGGUCUAAUGAAACAUAAGUGGAACCGGCAUUUCAGUGUUAGCAUACAUGUGUAACUAUUUAUUAUUUCUGUGUAUUCUGUUCCGUAACCUCAUGUAACCCAGAUAUGCUUUUAUCAAUGGAUUGAUUCAUUCUCAGUAGUCACAGUACAGUAGGAACAUAUAUGCUUUCUGUUUGUUACACAGUGUUAUAAUACAGUAUAGAAUGGUAAAGAAAAUUGCUCACAUUGCAUCUACUUGUGUAUAGUAAACCUCUUUAUUGUGUUCAACAGUGGAACAAGCCUGAAGAGACCAAAGAAAGAUUAUAAGAAGAAAGUUAUGAAUGUCACCCAAUGGCGAACAUGAAGAAUGUGUUGUUUAGAGUUUAUGCUGCAGUUGUGUGCUUGUGCCAUAUUGAUGUGUGUUUGUAUGUGUUCAUUUAGCCAUGUGAAUAUACAUGUUGUUGGUUUGUGUGUUUGUGUUAGUGCACGUUCACUGUCCCACUUGUCUCCAUGAAGGAAUGUGUGUAUGAAUGUGAUAGUGUGGUAGUGUGUGAGAGAGAGCCUGUAGGCAGCCUGCCAGUUGUUUGUUCUUGAAGAUACGCAUAUGGAGAAACAGAGAGUAGCAGCGGGGCCCCCUCUGCCUCUGCUCUGAUGAAAGGCAGCACUGAUAGAAUGACCCGGAACACAACCGCCGUUUCUCAUAAUUACAGCUGUUCAAUCGCUUUUAAUUACUCUUAAAGUGUGUAGAGCACCACGUUCCCCUGUAAUGCUGCAGGCCAUCCAAGAAGAGAGGGAGUGAGCGGGAGAAAGAUCCGGAGCUUCUGACAAAAUCCACUUUCAAAAAAAGGUAAAAAAAAAAAAAAAAAAAAAAAAAGGGUGGAAAAGGGGGCCGACGUCAAAGCAGUGUAGCAGCCCUCCUCGUUUGAUUCCUUUCUCUAUCUAGUUCAUGAUGAAGUAGAGACGCUGUUUACUAUUAAAAAUGCAGAAUGCACUCCUUUUUUUCUUCUGAAGUUUUUUCCAAGAUGUUAAUGGUUGCCAAACGCUGUUCUUCUUGCUUCUUCUUUUGCUGCGCCUCUGUUGUUUGUUGUUGUCAGAGAGAUUUGUUUGUAGAUCGGCAGUAGCGUUGACUUGUUUGAAUCACUCUGUGCUCCCUGCGCCACAGCUUGUCUGUCUGAAGCAAUAGGAAUGGCAGUAAAUAAAAAAACAAGUGUUUUAUCCAA
Messenger RNA from Cheilinus undulatus (humphead wrasse), 3404 nucleotides. It is a transcript of the gene fto, whose product is annotated as FTO alpha-ketoglutarate dependent dioxygenase. Bases 13 to 1905 code for a protein of 630 amino acids. Lineage: Eukaryota; Metazoa; Chordata; Actinopteri; Labriformes; Labridae. The transcript has 10 exons. Gene Ontology annotation, molecular function: mRNA N6-methyladenosine dioxygenase activity; broad specificity oxidative DNA demethylase activity; ferrous iron binding. The record is from RefSeq and is a predicted model, not a curated record. Gene Ontology annotation, biological process: regulation of multicellular organism growth; DNA alkylation repair; RNA repair.